Molecule: messenger RNA, 318 nt
Organism: Ostertagia ostertagi
Lineage: Eukaryota; Metazoa; Nematoda; Chromadorea; Rhabditida; Trichostrongylidae
Source: the annotation of a GenBank genome assembly
AUGGUUCAUUUGCUAAUUAUUCUCAGUGUCAUCGCGACCUCGCUGGCCUGCGCUCCGAAUUCUGGGACAACUGGUGGUGGAGGAGCCGGUGCCACUAAUGCUGGAGGUAAUGCAGGAGCCGGUGCCACUAAUGCUGGAGGUAAUGCAGGAGCCGGUACCACUAAUGCUGGAGGAGCGGCAACUGGUAAUGCAGGAGCCGGUGCCACUAAUGCUGGAGGAGCGGCAACUGGUAAUGCAGGAGCCGGUACCACUAAUGCUGGAGGAGCGGCAACCGGUAAUGCGGGAGCCGGUGCCGGUACCACUGGGCGAAAACGUUAA